Kluyveromyces lactis is the source of this 2169-nucleotide messenger RNA. RefSeq lists its product as uncharacterized. The transcript has a single exon. The coding region runs from base 1 to 2169 and encodes 722 amino acids. The record is from RefSeq and is a predicted model, not a curated record. Gene Ontology annotation, biological process: regulation of DNA-templated transcription. Gene Ontology annotation, molecular function: transcription cis-regulatory region binding; zinc ion binding; DNA-binding transcription factor activity, RNA polymerase II-specific. Gene Ontology annotation, cellular component: nucleus. Lineage: Eukaryota; Fungi; Ascomycota; Saccharomycetes; Saccharomycetales; Saccharomycetaceae.
AUGAGCACUGGACAAAAUAAGAUAGCUAAGAAAACACCAGCGAAAAGAGGUACGCGAGGUGUCAAGGCAUGCGAUUAUUGUAAGAAGCUUAAGGCGAAAUGUGUGCCGUCUCCUGUGCCAGGUGAGGUUAGAUGUUUGAGAUGCGAUUCCCUGAAGAGACACUGUUCUUUUGAAGAUUUGUUUACGGAUAGUCCGGUACAUGCGCCAGCUCACGAUGGUACUUCGACACAAUUCAACAAUAACGGUAGUAGUUCAGAUAAUGAAACUGCGCAUGCAGAACUGUUGAAAGCUUUUCUUAAAUCUGGUUCUGCCUCUCCGAGUGUGUUGAAUAUCAACCUAAAAUAUACCAAGAUGAUUCAUGACAACGUUUUGAAGGUACUUGCGCUACUUGAGAAUUCAGUAGAUGCUGGUAGUGAGCGAGUCACCGAAACGGAGCAGACUCCUUUGGAGAAAGAAGCAAUGACUUUGAUGAAGGAAAAGGAACCAGGAAUAAGUUCUUCUCUUGUGGAUGCAGUAUCAAUGAUAACUAGGGAUGGCCCAGCUAGGGCCGCAAUUCAAGAUGUAAGCAGUGGUAAACCGGAAGUAUCACCUUCAAUGGCAAGAAAUUUUGAUGAUCAGAACCAUGCCUAUCUAUCUUCUUCAUAUACACUUAUGUCACAAUUGGUACCGAGAGACCAUCUACCUUUACUGAUAAGGAAACUCCAUGACCAUAAAUUUAAUGAACUCGAGAGAUAUUUAACCGAGGACAUAGUGACUAUGAAUAUAAUAACCCUUGAAGAAAGUUAUAUGCUCAUGCAGAGUUUCAGAAAUAGAUAUUCAGAUUGGUGCUCUUUCCCAAAAUCCAUUCCAAAUGAAAAGUUGGUUGAUAAUAUACGUUCCAAAAACUCAUCUUUCCUUCUUACCGUGGUUUGCACGUUAGCUCUAAGGUAUACCGACGAUUAUCACGAUUUAAAAACUAGGUGCUAUAAGAAUUUGCUUCUUAAACUACGAUCGGACGUUGAGGUUUCUCUUUCCUAUGUUCCUCAAUCGAAAGAGUUUUUGCAAGCUAUUGUAAUUUUGUCUCUAUAUGCUUCCUCGUUUUCAAGCGAUUUCUUAUGCGUUGAUGCAUGGUAUCUUUCCGCAGUAGGUUCACAGCAUUUGAUUACCAGAGGUGUUGCAGGAUCUCUAGUGAAAAAGAACAAAAAUUCAGUGAAUACUUUGGCGUCAACUAUAAAUUUACUGGAUCCAGUAAUGCAGCCUGAUCUCGACACAUUUAACAAUAGCGUGUUCGAAGAAACAGAAGAAUUCGAACAAUUAUCGUCUGCGAGACUUUGGAACCAUCUAUGUCAUUGCCAUAUAAACAACUGUGUGGCAUCCGGUAGAAUGUGUACAAUUGACGAUAGAAGUUUAGAAAUGUGUAAACUCACUUUGGAACUGCCGCAUUCCACGAAUUUUGACGGAAGAAUGGUGGCAGAGAUUGAACUCACUCGGAUAGUUUAUAAGUUUAUUCGAAGUUUGGAGUUCUUUGACAUAUCUGACCAACAACCUUUGAAUACAGUGUUGUCUAAACUUAAAGGUUGGUUAGAACAAUGGAAUUAUUUGUUCACUCAACCUGUGACCCAAUUUGUGGAAUUUAAUUAUCACUAUAGUAUCUGUUUGGUUCACUAUUCGUGGUAUCAUAAACACUAUGUAACCACACAUCCUCCAGACAAUCUGCCUUUGUUUAAUUCUGCAACAAAUUCCACCAAGACAGCUAUAGCAGAUUACUUAAAUUUGACUUAUCCACUGAAGAAAGUUGUUGCAUCAAUAUUACCAGCCCAAGUGUCUUUUAUACUGGAGCAUGCACACUUAGGAUUGACUGCUAUUGUAAAUUGUCCUUUUGAGAAGUUCAAGUUUUUGUCCGACCAUUUGGUGUUUUCAGGUGUACAUCUUGCAUUGAUGUGUUUGCUGUUACUAGAUGAAAGCCACUCCCUCAGCAAAGAUAUCGAUGCAGUUGCGAUUCUUACCGAUGUCAAAAAGUUGAGUCAAAGGUUACAGAAGAUUCGUGAAGGAGAACUCAAGUCUUUUUGGGUUGAAGAAGUUGACCUUCGUAUUCCUAGUGUGAUACUCCAAUAUCACAAGGCCCUAGAAGCUUACCUAAUUGGUAAAUUCUCUGCAUAUGAUAUUCAAAUAGACCCAAACUAUAGUUAA